CCAUGGCAACCCCAUCGAAGCGGCGUGCAUUCAAUGAGCGGGAAGAUAUCUUGCUCCUGACUCAGGUAUCAGUUGAAAGACCGCAUAUUGCACGAAGAGGCCGCAUCAUGGAUGUGUGGGACUCAGUUGCGCGCAAUCUUAACACACUCGACGAGUUCAAUCGACGCCACUUCGAUGGUAAAAGAGCGCAAGCACGGUUCAACCUGCUUCUCCGAGACCACAAGGAGAGGAACGUUGCAUCAAAUCGGCCUUCGGGAUCCGAUGAAGUUGUAGACGAGCGUGUUGUGCUAUUGGAUGACUUGAGCUCGCAGGUUGAAGAGGCCAAGAAAGAAGAAGCGGAUCGUGCAGACAGUGAGGCGGAGGCUGCAGCUCGUGCUGAGGAGUCUGUUGUUUUAGUGCGAGAAGAAGAAAUGAAAUCGCAAGGCAAGCGCAAGAAUCGUGAAGGUGACGAUGAAGCUGCAGGUGGCAAGAUGCCCAAGGUCCUGACGCUGAUGAAUGAUGCGAACAAGAGUGAGCUGGAGCUGCGGAAGUUUAUGUUCGAAAAGGAGCUCGAAGAACAUCAAAAAGAGCGCGGUGCAAGCCAGGGAACGCGAGGCCCAAGCUAA
Messenger RNA from Aphanomyces invadans, 605 nucleotides. RefSeq lists its product as hypothetical. The transcript has a single exon. The record is from RefSeq and is a predicted model, not a curated record. NCBI's taxonomy places the organism in Eukaryota, Oomycota, Saprolegniomycetes, Saprolegniales, Verrucalvaceae. The annotation marks the transcript as partial.